This is a messenger RNA of Aspergillus fischeri NRRL 181, 747 nucleotides long. RefSeq lists its product as uncharacterized. The transcript has 3 exons. The record is from RefSeq and is a predicted model, not a curated record. Lineage: Eukaryota; Fungi; Ascomycota; Eurotiomycetes; Eurotiales; Aspergillaceae. The coding region runs from base 1 to 747 and encodes 248 amino acids.
AUGAUACCUCGGCCAUCCAAGGCUAUCCAACCCCCGCUCGGUAUCCAUCGCAAACUUCACCCAAGCAGACGCAACAUACCUAUUCGCCCGCUUCUCCACCUCAGAAUCAGGAGUGCCGGUGACAUUCUCUACGGAAAACGCUUGAAAGAUAUCGUCCCCGAUGACCGAGUCAAAAGCUCUCAAGUGGUUUUACGGUACCCGAAUCGCGUACAAGGUUGUCAUCACCGUCAACAAGAUCUCCUCCUGUGUCUCUACCUUCGCAUCUUCAUCCAGCCCGUCUUUCGCCGCAUCUGCUACUGCGCGAUCGCCUUUCUUUCCGCCUGGGGUCUCGCCUAUAUACUCGAUACCUUCUUCCAUUGUACCCUCGUUGACGCAUACUGGGGCAAGACAAUCAUGAACAAGACUUGUGUCAACAGCAAAGCGCGGUGGUUGUCGUAUGCCGUAAUCAAUAUCGUUUACGACGUAGCCAUCCUUGCGCUGCUGGUGUACCCGGUUUCGCAACUACAUCUGGCCCGCGGGAAGAAUAUUUACUGCGCUGGCAGUGAUGUUCGGCCUGGGGACAUUGCGGCCCCAUCCCCGGCACAAUCUGGAGCGUCAUCGAAGCCAACGUCGCAUCAUCUGCGCAUGUCUCCCCGUCUACCACCAAUCGCUGAAGUGAUGCCUCCCGCGCCUUUUCGGUUUCCAGCACUCGGCGCAUCCCUCCGCCAGGCCAUCGCGCGGAAGAGGUCAGAAGACCCCCGGGAGUAG